This is a messenger RNA of Carlito syrichta (Philippine tarsier), 658 nucleotides long. RefSeq names its product probable phospholipid-transporting ATPase IIB. Gene Ontology annotation, molecular function: nucleotide binding; ATPase-coupled intramembrane lipid carrier activity. The record is from RefSeq and is a predicted model, not a curated record. Gene Ontology annotation, cellular component: trans-Golgi network; plasma membrane; endosome. Lineage: Eukaryota; Metazoa; Chordata; Mammalia; Primates; Tarsiidae. The transcript is spliced from 3 exons. The coding region runs from base 44 to 658 and encodes 204 amino acids. Gene Ontology annotation, biological process: endocytosis; retrograde vesicle-mediated transport, Golgi to endoplasmic reticulum; phospholipid translocation.
GUUUGUUGUCACUUCUAUCCUAGGAACCCUUACCCAGAAUGAGAUGGUCUUCAAGCGGCUCCACCUGGGCACUGUGUCCUAUGGGACAGACACGAUGGAUGAGAUACAGAGCCAUGUCAGGAAUUCGUACUCCCAGGUGCAUUCUCAAGCUGGUGGAAACAGCAUCAGUUCAACUCCACCAAGAAAAGCCCAAUCUUCAGCUCCCAAAGUUAGGAAAAGCGUCAGCAGUCGAAUCCAUGAAGCCGUUAAAGCCAUCGCACUGUGUCACAACGUGACCCCCGUGUACGAGUCUUGGGCCGGUGUCACAGGGGAGACCGAGUUCACUGAGGCUGACCAGGACUUCAGUGAUGAGAACCGCACGUACCAGGCCUCCAGCCCAGACGAGGUCAGUCAGAGGCACAGCUGUGUGGCUCUGGUGCAGUGGACAGAGAGCGUGGGCCUCACCCUGGUCAGUAGAGACCUCACCUCCAUGCAACUGAAGACCCCUGGCGGCCAGAUCCUCACCUUCCACAUCCUGCAGAUGUUUCCCUUCACGUCUGAGAGCAAGCGAAUGGGUGUCAUUGUCCGGGUAUACGUUAUAGCUUGUUUCUUCAAGAGGAUCGCUAUGCGUGGGCUGCCCUGCCUGCCUAUGAUGCUUCUUUCUGAGUGUUUAAGAUAG